Messenger RNA from Gordionus sp. m RMFG-2023, 498 nucleotides. RefSeq lists its product as uncharacterized. Lineage: Eukaryota; Metazoa; Nematomorpha; Gordioida; Chordodea; Parachordodidae. The transcript has a single exon. The record is from RefSeq and is a predicted model, not a curated record. Bases 1 to 498 code for a protein of 165 amino acids.
AUGAUAGUAGAAAAUGGUGGUCUGGAUAUUGGCAAUGGGUUAACCCUAGAAAAAGUGGAUAAGUUUUGUUAUUUGGGUGAUAUGCUAAUCGAAGAUGGUGGUGUAGAUUCUGCCGUUGUUGCAAGGAUCAGACAAGCUUGGAAGAAGUUCAGAGAGAUGUCGUCUAUUCUUACAAAUAAAAAAAUCUCUCUGAAGUUAAAGGGGAAAGUUUACAUAAGCGGUGUGAGGAGUUAUUUAGUUUAUGGCGGCGAAACAUGGGCAAUGAAAGCGACUCACGAAGCCAAAUUAGAAAAGAUGAGGGUAAUUAGAUGGAUGUGUGGGGUAUAUCUGAGAGAGAGAAAAAUUAGCAAGGAAUUGCGAGCAAGAUUGGGUAUAGAAAUGAGUGGAGUGGUAAUGCUACGAAAUAGACUAAGUUGGUUUGGGGAUGUGGAACAUAUGACAAAAAAAUUGGGUAAAGAGAUGCACCUUAAUCAGCGUCUACAUGAGCGGGAGGGGUAG